Messenger RNA from Podospora anserina S mat+, 576 nucleotides. RefSeq lists its product as uncharacterized. Bases 1 to 576 code for a protein of 191 amino acids. The transcript has 2 exons. The record is from RefSeq and is a predicted model, not a curated record. NCBI's taxonomy places the organism in Eukaryota, Fungi, Ascomycota, Sordariomycetes, Sordariales, Podosporaceae. Gene Ontology annotation, cellular component: mitochondrial intermembrane space; mitochondrion.
AUGACCCAACCAUCCUCGUUGCCACCGCUCACGCCGCAGUUUUGUUUCUCGACAACUGUCCUUCGAGAUUUUCUUCGGCUGUCGAGGGGCACCAUUGAUGACACAAUCACACAAAACCUCAAUGCCUUAGCAACACCAUCUAGAGCGGGGUUUGAUCCAACUUCCACCUCUCGCCUGGCGCGGCCAGCCACACGGCAGAUUGAUGCAAGCUCCUGCGAAGCCUUCAAAAACCAGGUUCUAUUUCCGUCGUGGCAGUCCCGCUCCGAUGUGUUGAGCUAUUGCACCUUGGUGGCCACGAGCCCUGAUCCCGAUGACCCUGAAGCCACUCUCAGGGAGACAGAAAAAGAGAAAAACAGGGAGCGUGUUGUGGACGAGAGGUUGGAUCCAUAUUCGUCACGUUUCUUCCCACGAGAGGCGCGAACCGAGCAGCUGGCGACAAUACUUCGGCAGGAAAUGGGCGUUGAAAACAUCGUCCGGGCAAGAAGCUGGGGAAUUGUUCGGGAAAGAUGCGGUGAUAUCGAAAACAGCUGGGAAGAUGCUCUGGCUCGCUGGCGAAAGCUCCAUACGGCGUCAUAG